Molecule: messenger RNA, 2040 nt
Organism: Adineta ricciae
Lineage: Eukaryota; Metazoa; Rotifera; Eurotatoria; Adinetida; Adinetidae
Source: the annotation of a GenBank genome assembly
AUGAGCGCCUUUACCGAUUUAGAUGAACCUUGGAGCCCCAAUCCCAAUCCACCGGAGUUCGUAAUAACGGAAUUAUCGCAAAUAGAUUUUGCAGCUCUUACUGAAAUCCUUAGUUCUGGUGAAUUGACCGGAGCAAACAGUCCCAAUUCUUCAAACUUAUCAGGAUCUACCAGUGAAGGUGUGAUCGCUUACGAAUCUACUGGAACGAACGACCCCCUCAAUAAUUCGCCUUUGUCACUUUAUUCUGAGCUGCAGCAGAGCGAACCCCUCGAAAUAAUAGCACAACCGAACGAAGAGUACCGCGGACGUUAUAAAUGCGAGAACAGUCCAGCGAAUCGUUUUAUACGUACUGACCCAGAAAAAAGCCCGUAUCAAUAUCCGACUAUUAAGAUUCCUAAGCAAUGGCGUUCUUGGAAUCCAUGGCAAAGACUGUAUAUUCGAGUGACUCUUGUCACCGAAAGGAGUGGAACAGGAAGUAAUUAUUAUAUUCAUCCAUAUGAACUUACUGCGGUGGAUGGUGAUGUUUUUCAAGAUCCAUCUCAAAAUAAUUCUCUUUACUUUCCUGUGAAUGAAAAGGAAAUGUUAACAGGCGAAAAAAGUUUUCGACUGAUUGUCACGAAGAAAAAACAAGAGGAAUUGAAAGCACAUGGUGCUCUCAUACCAUUUGGCUUCGAACCAUCGUGUCAGUCGCAUGAUGAGACCAUACAAAAUGUAAAGCAAACCAUCGAAUUUUACCAGCUGGGAGCGUCCAAACUUGCAUUCAUGAUCGCUCAUCGGACUGAUGCCAUAUCAGUGCCCGUUUUUCAAUGGGAAACCCUUAUUUUCUCUACAUCUAUGAUUGACACGACUACAAGUGGCUCAAGAUCACCAGCGCGGCAAUUCAAUGAUACACGCGCAUCACCCCUUAUUAAAUGUAUACCACAAAAAGUUGAUUGGAGAGGAAACGAAGAAAUCGUUAUCAUCUUACCACAACAACCCAACAGACAGAAAAACUAUACCAUUACCUUUGAUUUCACACCACAUCCAUUAGUGGUACUUAACAAUGUCACACACAUUGACAAAAGAGUCUUUUCAUUCAUGGCACCACAAUGUCCACUGCCAUUCACUGACCAGCCUCGUAAUUUUCCAAUGACUAUCAGAGAAAACAAUGUAGUCAUAGCCUUGGUCAAUUUCACCUAUGUACCACCCAUCAGCAUGACAUUGAGCCUGUGCCCAGCUUGUAGUCAAACUACAUUCGUCAAUCAAGGAAACACGGCAAGUAACAAACGACAGCGUGGACGAGAAGAGUUGGACGAUGUUAAGUUCGUGGGUGAUCUGACAUCGGGAAUAGCAAGGAUGGGACUUGAACGGAAGGACAGCGAAGCAUCGUCAUCAUCGUCGUCAUCAUCAUCAUCAUCAUCGUCGGAAUCAAUGCCAAGUGCUACAGCAACAACGACAACUACAGCAGCUACAAAAACAACAACGACUAAAGUAACUACAGCAGCGGCACGAGAUGAUCAUGCUGCUAAACUCGACAAAUAUCUCGAUCAACUACAAGAAGCACUAGUCCAGUUUGUUCAAACCAACGAUCCUUCUCGACUGUUUCGUCGAACUCGCGUGUUGUUGUCGAAAUGUGUAGAUAGUCCACCACCACUGCAUGUUGCUAUCGAACGAGGACACAUUUCGUUGGCGCUGACGAUCAUUGAACAAGUGGCUAGUAUGCGCGAAGAAAACGACAUACUGGAGAGAAGAAACGAAAGUGGGGAAAACGUGCUGUUAGUCGGAGGUCGAUGUAAUGCAUGGAAAGUGAUUGAGAUGUUGGUGAAGAUGCGAAAAGAUGUGAUUGAAAGAGUGGACAAUGACGGUAAUAACUUGUUGCACAAAGUCGGAAGUGUGAAGGAUGAUGCGGGUGCUGAAACAAUUAAGAAUCUCUUUAAUAUCAUGUCUGAAGAAGUGAAGACGAAUCUAUUGAUGCAAAUGAAUAAAAAUGGUGAGACUCCAGCGAGAACAGCAGAAUUACAUGAAAACACAUGCUGUUUUGAAUUAUUAUCUCGUAAUUAA